UCCAAAUCAAUUAACAAUCACAUUUUUUCUUAGGGUAUGGUUGGACGACACAUCACUUUAUUCUAGUACAAUUGUGGUUGGAGUUAGACCUAAAACAAGGGUAGUUGUAACCUAAAACAAAUUAGGAAUCCAAAUAUUGGCAGGUGCAAUAAUCUCGAAAAUAUUUACCAAAUUGUAACUACUCAUGUCCCCACUAUUUCUCUUUUCUUUUAUAAAAGCCAAAGCCCCCGUCUCCAAACCAUCCCAUUCUUGAUCAAUUAAUCUUCACCAAAUAAAAAUUGAAAAAUGUCGAGGCCCGCCUUGAUCGCGUGUCUCCUCUUGUGUGUCUACACAUGCUCGUCCCACGCCCAAUCAUGCGCCUCCUACAACUUCGCCGCGAAGCAGACAUUCAGCCACUGCGCCGAUCUCCCUUAUCUCAACUCCUUCCUCCACUGGAACUACGACCAAUCUACCAAAACAGUCCAAAUCGGGUACCGCCACGCCGGGGUGGCGGCAUCCAGAUGGGUGGCCUGGGCGAUCAAUCCCACCGCCGGAGGGAUGAUCGGAGCGCAGGCGCUCGUCGCCUUCCAGAAAUCGGACGGUACCAUCAGGGCCUACACGUCGCCGGUGAGUGGCUACCAGACUCGGUUGCAGGAGGGGAAUUUGAGUUUUCCGGUUUCCGACCUCUCCGCCACUUAUGCCGGGAAUGAGUACACCAUCUUUGCCACGCUCAAGCUUGAUAAUGUGAGCUCCGCGGUCAAUCAGGUGUGGCAGGAAGGCCCCCUCUCCGGCGAUUCUCCGGCCACGCAUCCGAUUUCCGGCGCCAAUGUUCAGUCCGCCGGGAACUUGAAUCUUCUCUCCGGACAGACGGGGACAACGUCGGGAGCACUCGACUCCAGGACCAAGAAAAAGAAUAUUCACGGAGUGCUGAAUGCAGUGAGUUGGGGAAUACUACUGCCAAUCGGUGCUAUCACAGCGAGGUACCUGAAAGUGUUCCCGGCGGCGGACCCAACGUGGUUUUACCUUCACGCCCUUUGCCAAAGCUCGGCCUACAUCAUCGGAGUGGCCGGGUGGGCCACGGGGCUCCAGCUGGGGAGCAAGUCUGCCGGAAUCCAAUACACGGCGCACAGGAUCAUCGGCAUAGUCAUCUUCUGCCUUGCAACACUUCAGGUGUCUGCCCUGCUGCUGAGGCCCAAGAAGGAGCACAAAUUGAGAUUCUAUUGGAACAUCUACCACCACUUCAUUGGAUACUCUGUAAUAGUCCUCAGCAUCAUCAAUAUUUUCAAGGGCUUCAGCAUCUUAGAUCCUGAUCAGAAAUGGAGGAGAGCCUACAUCGGGGUCUUGAUCGCUCUCGCUGCUCUCGCUGCCACUCUCGAGAUCUACACAUGGUACGUCGUUUUGAAGAGGAAGAAGUCCAGCAGCCCCAACAAGAUGUCCAAUGGGAACCAUGCUUAUAGUGGAUAUGGUGCACAUGAACAAGAUAGGGUAUGAAGGAAGGACAGAUACUUGCUUUGUAAAGUUUAUUCUAUUUGCCUCUUGUUGGUUUUUGGUACUCAGCUUUUCAUGUUUUUCUGCUCCUUGUCCUUAGUUUUCUAUUUAGGCUUCGUGUUGGAUAGUUAUAUAUGUUUAUUAUUUAUUUGGUCA
This is a messenger RNA of Salvia miltiorrhiza (redroot sage), 1623 nucleotides long. RefSeq names its product cytochrome b561 and DOMON domain-containing protein At5g47530. NCBI's taxonomy places the organism in Eukaryota, Viridiplantae, Streptophyta, Magnoliopsida, Lamiales, Lamiaceae. Bases 286 to 1470 code for a protein of 394 amino acids. The record is from RefSeq and is a predicted model, not a curated record. The transcript has 2 exons.